AUGGCUGAGAAUAAAACUAAUGGGGACAGAAGAAGUGAGGAUGAAGGAAGAGGAAGAGGCGGACUAACUCAAUCUUCCUCAAACCCGAUUUGUGGACAAUCCCCAGGGACCAAGAGGCAUCUUCCUCGAGGGAUUGUGAUCCAGCUCACCGGGACAGAGGGAGAAUGGGACAGUCUGGACGACAGUGAGCUCAUCUUCUCCCUCGACCACGAAGACGACUACCCCUCCAUAUCUCUAUCCAAAGUAAGGCAGCUUUCUGUCGAGGAUGACAGAAAGUUGCAUUCCCAAGCUUUCCACGUUCCACUUUCCCCCUCUUCUCCUGGCUCUCUGGGAAACCUCUCCACCACCGGUUCCGGCUUCCUUUCCCCGACCGUUUCCUCUCCCAGCCAUAGACCCCUCUUAAAGUCUCUCUCGACGGAGCUGGAUAUCAAAGAAGGUGCCACUCUCAGACCUAAACCCUUUCUCAGCCUCGUGAAGUCGAUAUCCACCGAGAUCUCCCGCUCAGAGCCGGUGGUGUCGCAGUCAAAAUCAGACUCCCGCUUGAACCUCCAUCUGUGGAAGCAGCUCACCCAAAAACCAAAAACCCGAAGCAAUGGCGACUCUCGCACCGCGCCGCCGUCUCCAUGCGCCCACUCCCCAAGUGGAGAGGGGCGAGGGGGUUUCUUCAAAAUGGAGUUAGAGGACACCAAGAGGAAACUCUCGGAGGCCGUGCACGAGCCUCUGAGCAGCAUGUUCAGUAAGAUCAUGAGAGAAGAUAGCACAAGUAGUCCCAAACACCAGACUAAAAGCCAGGGGGCUCAGCAGGUCAGCUCCAGAAGUUUAGGGCGUGAAGGUAGCACUGACACAAAUCUCUCCGAAUCUCCUGUGAGGAACACUAAGAGAACAGAUGCUGACGUAUUGCCGGUGUUUGACUGGCCUUCUGUUAAAUCUCCUGGGAGAAUCCACCAUAUUUCCUGCCCUUUGCAUCACAACAGACAACAUCAAAGGGAUGAGGAACUGGAAAUAUGUACAGAUGGAGACGUGAUGCAAGUGUUAGCCGUGGAGUCUCAUAGGCAGGCGAGGAGAUCACCUACCGAUGAACCACCCAUGGUUAGGACUUCUUCUCUUUCUCAGCCCCAUCCUCUUCCACGCAUGACUUUGUUCGGCGUUGCAUUGCUCUCCUAUGGAUACUUCAUCCUGCCUCUCAGUCCGUACGUCUCUGGCCUGGCUCUGGGAUUAGCUUUGGGCUUCUUGCUGGGACUGUUGCUCAUUAGGAUGGGUUCGCCCAGGUCACGCUGCUCGGAUCCUUCGUACAGACCAACACAGACUCUGCUGGGAGAGGAGAUCCUGACAGGUGGCAACGUCAGCUCUGAACCUGACACCCUGAAGGGCUGGAUGAACGAAAUACCCGAUUACGACGCAGAAACCUUCCAUCCAGCUCUGACUCAUUCUGUGUUUUCCUCCCUGGAGGGCUCCUCUCUCCGUCUGGACUCUCCGCGAAACAACAUCAGCCGCAGGGCCGCGUACGAUGAGAGGGUCCAGGAGGCCGCCUUCGUCAAGUCACGCUCCUUCCAGCUCGCAAAAAGCAAAGUAUUCCUGCUGCCAUCUGUUCUGGCUCGGAAGAGGAUGUGGAACCCAAAGUAUCCCAUCUGCAUCCAACUGGCCGCCGGAGCGAACUCCCAGGAGGACGAGGGAGGAAAGUGGGAGGAGAGUCGGGAAGAGGGACCAGAACCUGGAAGUCCUCCACAAAGAUCCAUUCCCAGGACCCUUUACCUCUUCGGACGUACAGGAAGAGAGAAAGAAGAGUGGUUUCGUCACUUCCUGCUAGCGUCCACGGAUCCAGAGAGGGAAAAGGAGAGAGAGCCCGGCAGAUGUGAGUCCAGAUCGGGUGACCCAGUGUUGGCACACAGUGUUUCUGCCCAAGGUAACGUCCCGAGCAGCAGAGGCCCGAGCAGAAUAGGCAGCAGUGAUGAAGACGCCACCUUCAUCCCUCCAGCACCCAGCCUCCCUGGCAGUCAGACCUCCAGCAGCACCAGGGGCCUUUCCCUGCUCGACUACCAGGGAUACAUGUCCCGUCUCCUGGCCACGGAGGAGCUCACCCCCCUCUCCAGUCCUGGAGCCAGCAGCAGUGCAGAACCGAGCCCCACCACCAUCAAAGGGAAUUGUACCUGUGAUUUAGCAGAGCAUCCUGGGACGAGCCAGACUGCGUGGGCCAACGCUCUAAUUGGUCGAAUCUUCUGGGACUUCCUGCGAGAGAAGCACUGGGCCGACGUGGUUUCCUGCAAGAUCCAGAAGAAGCUGAGCAAAAUCAGACUGCCUUACUUUAUGAAUGAGUUGACUCUGACUGAGCUGGAUAUGGGCAGCUCUAUGCCGCAAAUCACCGCUACCUCCAGACCAGAAGUCAACCACAGAGGUCUGUGGGUGGAACUGCAGCUGGUUUACACUGGCGCCCUGCAGAUGACCCUGCAGACCAAGUUCAACCUGUCCAAGCUGGGGAAAGAGGGCGGUCAUGAUGCAGACUGUACGACAGAAACUCGUAGCCCAUGCUGCAGGCCAAUCUUCAGCGUGUUGGCGGACAGCGAUGAGGAGUCCUCCAGCGCUGGGUCCUCUGAUGAGGAAGAGCUGCUCCUAUCAGAGCCUCAGGGCCCAGUGGGAGACAAGGGAUCCACACCAGCUACUGAUGGGACAGGGGGCGGAAAGACUGGGAGGAAGAUUUUGAGAUUUGUGGACAAAAUCGCUAAAUCCAAGUAUUUCCAGAAGGCGACGGAGAACGAGUUCAUAAAGAAGAAGUUUGAGGAGAUGUCCAACACGCCUCUGCUGCUCACUGUGGAGGUUCAGGAGCUGUCGGGCACUCUGGUCGUCAACAUCCCACCGCCCCCUACAGACAGGAUAUGGUACAGCUUCUGCGUUCCCCCCAAACUGGACCUGCGCGUCCGUCCCAAACUCGGGGAGAGGGAGGUGACUUUCUGUCAUGUGACCGAGUGGAUUGAAAAGAAACUGCAGGAUGAGUUCCAGAAAGUGUUUGUGAUGCCAAAUAUGGACGACAUAUACAUACCCCUGAUGCAUUCUGGGACGGUCAGCCCUCGAGCCUCUCAGUCCCAGCGCUCCCACUGCUCCUCCACAGAGUCCAUCGAGAGGAUCCCCCCCGAGAUCUCAGAGUCUGACUAGUGCCUCGUGUUGAUGAUCACAUAUAAGGAGCAUUGUGGGUAAUAUUCAGAGUUUAAAGAUUAAAACCUGCUGUUGGUAAAAAAUAUGGUCACAUUUGCUGAGA
Messenger RNA from Trematomus bernacchii (emerald rockcod), 3250 nucleotides. RefSeq names its product testis expressed 2, like (gene tex2l). The record is from RefSeq and is a predicted model, not a curated record. Lineage: Eukaryota; Metazoa; Chordata; Actinopteri; Perciformes; Nototheniidae. Bases 1 to 3147 code for a protein of 1048 amino acids. Gene Ontology annotation, molecular function: lipid binding. The transcript has 11 exons. Gene Ontology annotation, cellular component: endoplasmic reticulum.